GCCCAAUGAGUGAUAAAACAUUUCUUAGAAAGUACAAGAUUGUUUUCUUGGGCGACCAAAGUGUUGGAAAGACAUCCUUGAUCACCAGAUUCAUGUACGACACUUUCGAUGAUCAGUAUGCUUCCACCAUCGGCAUUGACUUUCUCUCAAAAACCAUGUACCUAGAGGACAACAAGACGGUGCGCUUGCAGCUCUGGGACACUGCUGGCCAGGAACGUUUCAGGUCGCUUAUUCCAUCGUAUAUCCGCGAUUCGCAUGUAGCAGUGGUGUGCUACGAUAUCACAAGCAAAAAGUCCUUCACCAGUCUAGAAAAGUGGAUCAGUGAUGUGCGCAUGGAGCGCGGCGAGGACGUGAUAGUGGUGGUUGUCGGGAACAAGUCCGAUUUGAAUGCGAAAAGACAAGUCAGCAGCGAGGAGGCCACCAAAUUUGCUUCGGAAGCCGGGGCCAAGUUUUUCAUCGAGACGUCGACCAAGGCUAACCACAACGUGAAACUGUUGUUCAAGAAGAUUGCCUCUUGUUUGCCUGAGUUCAAGGAGUCUGCAGAACCAGAAGCCCCGGCAGAGACGGUCAAUAUCAGCAUUGAAAGCGCUGCGCCUCUGAGCUCCUCGUGCUGCUAAUUUUGGAUUCGAACUCAAGAUAUAAGGCCCAUAGUUGCCACUUCCUUCAGUUGGCUCGCUUUGGUAAGGAAGCAAAUGAACUCAAG
This is a messenger RNA of Metschnikowia bicuspidata var. bicuspidata NRRL YB-4993, 703 nucleotides long. RefSeq names its product Rab family GTPase. The transcript has 2 exons. Gene Ontology annotation, molecular function: GTP binding; GTPase activity. NCBI's taxonomy places the organism in Eukaryota, Fungi, Ascomycota, Pichiomycetes, Serinales, Metschnikowiaceae. The record is from RefSeq and is a predicted model, not a curated record. Bases 6 to 617 code for a protein of 203 amino acids.